Molecule: messenger RNA, 3263 nt
Organism: Agrilus planipennis (emerald ash borer)
Lineage: Eukaryota; Metazoa; Arthropoda; Insecta; Coleoptera; Buprestidae
Product: rho GTPase-activating protein 190
Exons: 8
Coding region: 87-1658 (523 amino acids)
Biological process (GO): signal transduction
Source: RefSeq, a predicted model, not a curated record
UUGUAGUACUUUUUUAUUUUUUAUUUCAGCAACCGGGUAAAUUAAACUUAAAAAAUUUCUCGGUCGUGACAGAAACUAUAGCCAGAAUGAAUAUUUGCGGCAAUGAUAACCGAAGUUCGAAAUACGGCACCGCUCCAUUAGCUACUCCUGAAGUAGUUGAUUUAGGUUCAGAAUAUGCGCAAGUUAAGGAUAUGGUUCAUCCUUACUCGAGGGAUACUGAAUAUAUGUAUACAUUAGUACAGGAUGCUAUUAGUGGCAAGGCCAAAUUAAGACAGAGACGCGAGAAGGGUCAGCCAUCCUAUUCUGAUACUGAUAGUGAGUGGAGUAGUUUAGAACGCAGGCAAAGAGCUAGCGAGGUCUAUUCUAAAGUAAAUCGCAAACCAGGAACUCACAAAAGAACGCGAAGAAAAAGAACUGUUAUUCCUGUACAACCGCCUAGAGUACCGCAAUUAGGCGCUAAUUAUUCGCUAGUUCCUGUACAGGCCACGCCUAAUAACGAUGUCGAAACAGAUAAAGCUAAUGUUGGCACCGAUUCUAAUUCGGAAUCUUCAGAAGUGAGUGAUGUCGAACAAUUUCCAUCACAGACUGAGCCCCUUCACAGGUUUUCUCAAAAGCGCUCCUUUAGCUUAAAGAAACGUGUACCUGUGCCAGUAGUUGUACCAGUUCCGCCUGAACUACAUAAUACUCAUAAUUUGAAUCUCAAUUCACCAGACUUGUUUUUGGUUAAACCAAAUUCGUAUGUAAAUAUACAUGACGACGAAUCUAGCAUAGAUGUUUCUUCACCACAUGACAAUUCCCAAAUGUUUGGCGUUCUUCCGAAACAUUAUAAAGAUGUUGAAAGAGAAAAGAUUUUAAGAAAGAGGGAGAAACAAAAGGCAAAAGACGAAUCCAAAUUAGAGAAGCGUAAAUUAAAGGAGGAGAAGCUACGUAAGAUAGCUGAUAAAGAAAAGGAAAGAGAUAAGAAGAAGCAACAAAAAUUGAAACAGAAAUCAGCUUCAACUGGAGGAAUACCAAAAAUUGCAGACUUCAUUCAGGUAUCUGAUAUCAAUUAUAUUCCCCUUUUUAUCGAAAAAUGUGUGAAGUUUAUAGAAGAAGAAGGCUUAGAUUCUGAAGGAAUAUAUAGAGUUCCUGGCAAUAGAGCACAUGUUGACUUGCUGUUUCAAAAAUUUGAAGAAGAUCCAAAUAUUAAAAUUCAUGAAUUAGAUAUACCUGUUAAUACUGUAGCUACUGCUUUAAAAGACUUCGUAUCGAAACGUUUGCCUCCAUUAUUUGAAGAGGAUAUUAUGACUGAACUGGAAGAGAUUGCAGGUACGAGAAUUAAGCCAAUGGCUACAACUACAGGUAAUAUGGAAGUAAAAGCUGACCGUAGUUGCCGACUUCUUGCAUUGCGAAGUAUGCUAGAUAAACUUCCGCCUGUUAACUUUGCCGUUUUGAAAUUCAUCUUUCAACAUUUUGUAAGAGUGGCAGAAAAUUCUAAGUUGAAUAACAUGGACAGCAAAAAUUUGGCAAUAUGUUGGUGGCCAACGUUACUUCCAAUUGAGUUUAGUGACAUGGGCAGAUUUGAACAGAUGCGUCCAUAUUUAGAAGAUAUCGUCCAAACAAUGAUCGACCAGUAUCCAUUUCUAUUCUGUGGCAAAGAAGCGUUCGUAAUGGUAUAAUAGUUUUUCAGGGAGCUGUUACGCACAAAUUAAAACAUUCCAACAAUAAGUAAAACUUAAAAUCGGGGGCCUUCCUGAUGUCACGUUUACUCGAAUAAAGGUAGACAUUUUGGAAAUAUGUUGACAGAUUUUGUAUUUUCGUAUAAGUGGCUGAUGUUAUCAGUUGUGGUGAUUGGUAUUUUUACAAUAGUAGGAUAAAUGCUUCUGAAUAAUUGAAACGUUAAAAAGGAAGGAGAAAUUGUUGAUAAUAAUUUUCAAAUUGUAAUGAGCAAAUUUAUUAAGAGGAAAAUGCUCUUGAAUAAGCUUCAGAUUUUUGAUUUUGGUAAAAAUUUAUAUUUACCAUUUUCUAUUGAUGACUGACUGAAAGGUACAAUGCUAUUAAAAAAUGAUAUAGGAUUAUUACCCAUAUCCGUGUUGUGUGUAAAUUUAUAAAAAAUUGAUACUUUGAUGUUGUGUUCCCUUGGCAGAAAAUGUAUUCUUAAUACAAAAAACAUGCAAAUUACUUACACUUACACUUUUUUUUUAUAAUAACAAACAUUCUGUCUUUUAGUCACUUUUAGUUACAGUGUAAUCCACAAUUUAUACUUUUUUUACUCAAAAGGGCUUUAAUUAAUACUCAAUUAGAUAAUUAGCUUUUUUUAAUUUUAUAAUUGACGACGUAUAUUUAAAAUAGCUUUAAUUUAUAUGUGAUGCUCAUUAUCGAAAUUAACAGUUUGCUUUUUUUGCAUAUAUAAUAAAAAUAAUACAGGUUAACACAAAUUUCAAGGCAUAGAGAAAAAGAUCCCAUAAAACAGUACAAUUUAGAUGAAAAUAAUUAUAAUACGUAUUUUGCACUAUUACCAGUGAUAACAAGUAUUUGUAGCUGUUUAGCCAUAAAAACGUUUAAUUAUUUUACAAUGUAACAGUAAUUGGUAUUUUUGUUGAAAUAUUGUGGAUUAUAUUACCUGGUUAAAAUGCUUCGUUUUCAUUAGAAAAUGUGUCUUAAUAAAAAUUAGUAUUUCAAUUGUAAUAAUUUUUUGUAUAAUUUAUUGUAACAUCUUGCGCAGCAAUGAGAGGUAAACUAAGCUGGUCACGGCUUUUCUAGUCUGACUUUUGGAUCAAGUAGGUCCAUGCUAUCAAUGUAAUUUGGUGUAAUUGAAUUUUAUAAUGGUGAUAUAUUCUGUUUAUUAUUUAUUAAUUUUUAUUAUUAUUGUUUCAUAUUUAACUGAAAUAUAUAUUAUUGACCACAGUAUGUAUAUGCAAUUCUUGUUUAGCUAAACGUUCAGAUAUAUCUGUUUCUUUUUCUGGGAAUUGAAUUUUUAAAAUUAUUUUGACUGAAAGAGUUGGUCAAAUCGACCAUAGUAUUUAAGCUUACACUUGCUUAAUGAUUUGAAGGUCUUGGUCUUGUAAAUAUUGUUUUAGCGCUUUUUUCCAAUUAUUACCAGGACCUACAGAUUUCUGUCAUGUGUUGAAUAGGCUACAAAUAUAUGUAAUAUAUGUGGAUAUAACAGUAGUUAUUAACAAUUGAUCAACUCGUAAAAGUUCUCCUAGGUACCUAUAUGUUUUUGUAAUGAAGGAUUUGUAUUGAUAUUUAUCAACUGCCUAAUAAUAACUGUACGCUGUAAA